AUAUAAUAUGCCACGGAAUCGUCCAAUCAGGUUUAUGUUCGACUUGCGUUGUUUUUUGAAUGUUGUUGAAGGGUGGCAGGAAACCUCUGAAGUAAUCAAGUCAUGGCAGGGGCAACGAGAGGACGGCAGCCCUGCAAGGGAAUCAUCCUUCCUCCUCAAGUCAAAUUACGAGCUCCGACUGUGAACGAAGGACCUCCAAACUUCCCGGACGUGUGCGACUCUCUGCAGGCAGAGAUCCAGCAGCAGAGGCAUUCUGUCCAGGCGAGGUUGCCAGGUGAAGGUGGGACUGGGGAGGGCAGCUCCCCGCCCAGAAUAAACCAGGUGGACCUGCGACCACGCGGCAGGAAGAGGCUAGCUGAGGGCGCAGGCUGUUCUUUUGGGUUGAAGCUCCAGCUGCCCAGCAUGGCUCCACGGGCCCAGAGCCUCCCACUGCAGGGGCCCGGGGCCCCUGCACCAGAGGACCUCCCCACCAGCAGCAGCCCAGGCGGAAACGUGACGUACAGACACCUUCAGCAGAAGCUGGAUGCCGUCCAGCUGGCGUCCUGUGACGGGGCCUCGGUGAGCAUGGAGGAGAAUACCCUGAAGGAGCGCAGCAUGUACUGCAAGGAGCUGCUGACCCGGGGCGAAAAGGAGUUCUGUUUUGAGGAGCUCCGCGCCGAGCGAUACACUAUGGCCCGGCGGCAGGAGGUCCAUGCGAAGAUCAGAAAAAUGGAUGACCUGGAAGUGAAACUCAAAGAGGAGCUGCAGGAGAAGCAGAGAAUGCUCCAGUUACGAAUGUCCCUGCCUGAGACACCGGAACAGGUGGAUGAGGCCGAGAACCUUCCAGUGGCCGAGCCAUUCCACAUCUUCACGGACCCCUCGUCUGGCUCCUCCUCUUCUUCCUCCGCAAUGCCUUUCAGGGACGGCAGACCCAGACCCAGCCCCAACCCACUGAAGGACGACGUUUUCUUGCGUCCGGGAGAGCAGUUGCCCGCUCUAAAGAUGGCCCUGCGGUCUUCGGGCUCUGGAGCGAGGCUUCUGUCCCUGACGGAGACGGUGGUGGGCACGGUCCAGAACAAGACGCUGUGCUCCAGCCCCGACAACACGCAGGACUUUGCCGGCUCGGCGCACCUGGUGUCCACGCCCUACGUCAGGAGAGCGCCGCCCUCUGAAGCUGACCACCAGGGGCUGCUGCGCCGGAGGCAGGCUGCUGCGCCCCUUCCCCCCCAGCCCGAGGAGUCCCCCACCAUAAAGCUGAGUCCUAUCAAGGAGGCCAGCCUGGAGGCCCACACGACGCUGUCCACCGCAGGGGGAGCCUCAACCCUGGGGGUCUCGUCCACCGACGACCCCCUUACCCCGCAGACUGGUGAGGGGCCCCUGCCCGGGGACCCCUGCAGCGGGGAGACGAGGCGGCGUCUCCUGGACCAGGCGGAGGUCAGCUCCUUCCCGGGCUACCACACGGUGGAGGCCCCCCUGCCCCCCGUGGACAAGGACACCCACCUCUCCCUCGGCGGCGCGGAGGUCUCCCUCUACACCAAGGUCCAGGAGGAGGAGGGGUUCUCCCUGUUCGGGGGCUUCAGCCAAGGGAGCCACGUGCUGCUGAAGGUGGAGAGGAGCCUGUUGCCGUGGGACUUCUACGUGCUGUCCCAGCUGCGCAGGAGGCUGUCCCCGGAGGAUUCGGCCGCCCUGCCGAGCGCACGCUGCUUCCUGUUCCAGGACGCAUGCGUCACCCUCUAUACAGUCCCCAAUUACCAGAAGCUGUCCGCGCGGCUGAGGCUGUUGCCACCGGGCUGGGUGUCCACUGAGGUGACUGGUUUGCUCCUGAUGAUGCGAACCUUCCACUCCUCCUCUCUCCUCCUGGGAGCGCUGCACACGGACUCUCUGCUCAUCACCCACGGCGACUCCCUGGUGUCCGUGGACCUGCUCUCCUCCCUGGACCUGGAGCUCCAGACGGACCUGACCUCUGCCGCCCAGGUCCCCGCCGCCCUCGACUACAUCCAGCUGGGGCUCCUGAAGCCCACCGACUCCCCGUACCAGGUGGACCUGGUGUGUCUGGCCGAGGCGGUUCACCUCCUGCUGACCAAGAGGAAGAUGACGGUGGUGAAGGAGAAGGACGGCUGGAUGGUGGAGAAGCUGGGACGCGACGCCAGCAGGUUGGGCAGGAUGUCGGCGUGGAGGAAGGCGUUCCAUCUGCUGCUGAACUCGUCCGGACACUCCUCCGUCUCAGUGCUGUCCCAGCUGCUUGACCUGGUCGCCACCGCUCCUUAUUAUAGUUACCGUGACGAUCCGGGGGUUACUAUGGCGAUCUGAUGCUGAUCUGAUUUUUGUUGUUCUUGUUUGUCAAACUUGGUUCAUAUUUUUGUUGUCGGUUUCUCAUGUUUAAAUGUGUAUAUGACCCCCCCCCCACCCCCCCCCCGCAUUGAAACGUUUACUUACUAUAGGGUUUGUCUGCCAUGAAUCUGUUUCCAGCUUCGAAACACAUAUGAUAAACAACAUUUAUUAAGAAGAUGCAUGUAUAUUGUAAAUAUGUAUUAAAAUAUGUAGUUGCUAAAGUAAAUGGCCCCUUUAUUGACAGAAGAGACAAUGUGGUAAUGGUCUGGACAUUAAAAAGUUUAUCAAACAAUUCCUAUAACUGUUCCGUAGUAGGGUGUAGGUGGUUCUAUAUCCAGAAGGGUUCAGUGUGUACAGUGUCCAGUAGUGUGUAGUGCAGUCAUACUCAAGUAGCGGCCCGCGGGCCUUUUGUGGCCCGCGGGGUGUCU
Molecule: messenger RNA, 2738 nt
Organism: Gadus chalcogrammus (walleye pollock)
Lineage: Eukaryota; Metazoa; Chordata; Actinopteri; Gadiformes; Gadidae
Gene: bub1ba
Product: BUB1 mitotic checkpoint serine/threonine kinase Ba
Exons: 17
Coding region: 103-2289 (728 amino acids)
Biological process (GO): mitotic spindle assembly checkpoint signaling; meiotic sister chromatid cohesion, centromeric
Molecular function (GO): protein kinase activity
Source: RefSeq, a predicted model, not a curated record